This is a messenger RNA of Chenopodium quinoa (quinoa), 2385 nucleotides long. RefSeq lists its product as uncharacterized. The transcript is spliced from 5 exons. The coding region runs from base 1 to 2385 and encodes 794 amino acids. NCBI's taxonomy places the organism in Eukaryota, Viridiplantae, Streptophyta, Magnoliopsida, Caryophyllales, Amaranthaceae. The record is from RefSeq and is a predicted model, not a curated record.
AUGGAUAAGUUUACUCCAAGUUUUUCUUGUGGAGUAGACUCGGAUGGGACUAAGGGGGGUUUAGCCUUGUUUAGUUGGUAUUUGGGGAAUGUCUUUUGUAUUGCUUCUUCCUCAAAUUUUAUCUUUUGUAAUGUUGUUGACAUUAAUGGAAGUAGUAGGCAUCUUUUGUUUUUGUACGGAGCGUCGAAAGUAGAAGAUAGACCUAAAGUGUGGGAGGAGAUUUCAAUACUUAUUUCUAGCACUCCAAAUGUGUUGAUUAUGGGUGAUAUAAAUCAAUUGGAAUAUUAUAGUAACAAAUUAGGGGGGUCAUCUUUGAUAAAGGGCUUGGAUGUGUUUUUGGAUUGGAGAUUCCAAACUAACCUUUUAGAAGUUCCUUUUACGGGACCAAGAUACACUUGGUCAAACAAAAGAUUGGGAACAGAAUUGAUCAUGGAACAGUUGGAUAGGGCAUACUCUUCUUCGCAAUGGUUUAAUAAUUUUCCGGAUGGAAGAGUCACUCAUGAACCUAUUACGGUGUCGGAUCAUGCAACAAUAAUUUAUGAUUUAGACACUAGGUUAUCAAAAUCAAAUAGGCCGUACCAAAUUGAGACUUGGUGCUUGGUCUUCCCGGAGAUUAAGACUAUUAUUGGUGAAGCUUGGGGUGUUCAAUGCUCGGGGUCAGUCAUGUACAAAUUUCAACUGCGGUCGAAGUGGCUACGGGAUAAAAUGAAAAGAUGGUGUUUGGAUAAUAAGAAAGUUUGGGGAAUAAAUUGGAGAAAGUACUCUACCGAACUUCAUGACCAAGGGGGUGGAAUUACUACUUUGGAGCAAGGUAAUAGCUAUGUCAGUGCGAUUAAUGAGACUAUCACUCAGAGUGGUUUGGAGUUUAAAUAUUGGCAACAAAGAAUCAAGGACUGGUGGAUCAAGGAAGGUUAUAUGUCUUCUAAAAUGAUGUAUGGUAGAGUGAAGCAACGAAAACAACGGAGGGAGAUUGUUAAUUUAAGGAAGGAUGAUGAAAUUUGGGUUCAAGGUCAGGAGAAUUUACAACAACUCAUUAGGGAUACUUUGAGGGAGGUGUAUAAUCCACCGAUGGAUUCUGUAGACAUUAUGAAUGAAAAGGUUGACUUGGUGCUACGGGAUUUAGACCUACCUUCUAUUGCACCGGAGGAUGCAUCUUUCUUAAUACGACCGUUCUCGCACCAAGAGAUACGGAAGACGAUGUUCUAUAUUCAUAAUUUAAAAGCGCCAGGACAGGAUGGCUAUAUAGCAGAAAUUUUUCACCAACACUGGGAGGAGGUGGGCAGCUCGGUUGUGGAGUCGGUACAAUCUUUUUUCUCUACAGGACAUCUUUUAAAGGAGUUUAAUGCCUCCCUUCUUGUUAUGAUUCUGAAGGUUGAUUGUUUGGAACUGCCAACACAGUUUCGACCGAUUAGUUUAUGCAACACUAUCUACAAAUGCAUAGCUAAAUGUAUGGUUAACAGAAUAAAAACGCUUCUGCCUGGACUAAUUUCAAAAUAUCAGCAUGCUUUUGUGCCAGAUAGAUAUAUAGAGGAUAAUGUGAUGCUGAGUCAUGAAUUAUUGCAUCUGGUUUAUACUAGUAAUGGAGAAUCCACCAAAGCCGUGAUUAAGUUGGAUAUGUCUAAAGCUUAUGAUAGUGUGAACUGGACUUUCCUCUUGAGGGUUCUUACGACGUAUGAUUUCCGGGAGUUUGGAUACAAUGGAUCUCAAAAUGUCUCGGAGAUGUUUAAAUCAGAAUGUGGCUUGCGGAAAGGGGAUCCCCUCUCACCGUAUCUUUUCUUAUUCUGCAUGGAUAUUUUAUCUCGAAUGUUUUCAAUGGCGGAAGAUAUUAACCUGAUUAAAGGGCUUUGGGUGACCCGGAUGUAUUGUAAUCCCCAGCUGUUGGUGGCUCGCUCUCUUGAUCCUAUUCAUGAGUGUCCUCUAUGUGUAGGAGGUGCUAGAUCGUGUCUUCGUGGUAAUGCUUCUUGGGGUAGACAGGGUUUAUUCAAUGUGGCGAAUAAAAGGGUUAAGGGGUAUCAUUGGAAGAUAGGCAAUGGUGAAAGGGUGAAAGUUGCAAAUAUGAGAUGGGUGCAAGGCUUAACUCAUGUUUUUAAAUCAAGUCAUCUUCUACGGGGGGUUGGUUCGGGGAGAGUGAAAUAUUUGAUAUCCCCAGAAAUAAGAUCUUGGAAUGUUGCUAUCAUCAGGGAAAGGUUUGAAUGGAGUACUGCACAGGAAAUUUUAGAAAUGGAGUUGCCUUUGAAUGAGGAGAAGGAUGCUAAUAUGGAAGCUCAAUAUUCCACCAAAGUGGAGCUUGUUUCUCUAGAAGCUAGUCAUGAAUGGAGGAAGACCAACAACAUCUUUUUAGGAUGUGUUCUUUUGCGAGGUAUGCUUGGAAGAACUGUUCCUUGA